Lasiosphaeria miniovina is the source of this 402-nucleotide messenger RNA. RefSeq names its product SOH1-domain-containing protein. NCBI's taxonomy places the organism in Eukaryota, Fungi, Ascomycota, Sordariomycetes, Sordariales, Lasiosphaeriaceae. The coding region runs from base 1 to 402 and encodes 133 amino acids. The transcript has 2 exons. Gene Ontology annotation, biological process: regulation of transcription by RNA polymerase II. Gene Ontology annotation, cellular component: mediator complex; core mediator complex. The record is from RefSeq and is a predicted model, not a curated record. Gene Ontology annotation, molecular function: transcription coregulator activity.
AUGGCUUCCGGCCCAAUGUCAGUCGACAGCUCAACCAAAGAGCCGCCCGCUGAGCCCGGAGCCAAUCAGGAUGAGCCCAAAUACGGUGGCUACACUCGUUUCGAGCUAGAACUCGAGUUUGUCCAGUCGCUUGGCAACCCUCAGUACUUGAACCAUCUCGCGACCCGCAAGUUUCUCACUGAUCCUCGCUUCGUCGCCUAUCUCAAGUACUUGCUGUACUGGGCUCGCCCGCCCUACCUUAAGUACCUGACUUACCCGGGCCCCACUUUGAAGCAUCUCCAGCUCCUCCAGGAGGAGAGAUUCCGCGAGAACAUCAUUUCCCCGGAGCUCGUCCACCAGCUCAUUGCCGAGGGCAUGAAGGCCGGGGUAGAGUGGCAUCAAGAGACCGAAACAAAGCCUUGA